UCUGCACUUUGUUCCUCCCCUGGCACAGCUCUCUCUGCAUUCCUUCCAUCUCCCAGCAGUCUCCAUUUCUACCUCCGUGUGUUUAAAAACCGGUGUGGGAAGUGUGUACCCCUGUGCAUCAGACUGCGAACCAUGUUUUUCCUGACUCCCAUCUUGGUAGCUAUUCUCUGCAUUUUGGUCGUGUGGAUCUUUAAAAAUGCUAAUAGAAGCAUGGAGAAAAAGAAGGGGGAGGCUACAGCCAGGGCUGAGGCUCGCCCCUGGGUGGAUGAAGACUUAAAAGACAGCACUGACCUGCACCAAGCAGAAGAAGAUGUUGAUGAAUGGCACGAAUCAGAAGAAAAUGUUGAACACAUCCCGUUUUCUCACACCCGCUAUUCUGAGAAGGAAAUGGCUAAGAGAUCUCAGGAAUUUUAUGAACUUCUCAAUAACAGACGGUCAGUCAGGUUCAUAAGUAAUGAGCAAGUCCCAAUGGAAGUCAUUGAUAAUGUCAUCAGAACGGCAGGAACAGCCCCGAGUGGGGCCCACACAGAGCCUUGGACCUUCGUGGUUGUGAAGGACCCAGACAUGAAGCACAAGAUUCGAAAGAUCAUCGAGGAGGAAGAGGAGAUCAACUACAUGAAAAGAAUGGGGCAUCGCUGGGUCUCAGACCUCAAGAAACUGAGAACCAAUUGGAUUAAAGAGUACUUGGAUACUGCCCCUGUUUUGAUUCUCAUUUUCAAACAAGUACAUGGUUUUGCUGCAAAUGGCAAGAAAAAAGUCCACUACUACAAUGAGAUCAGUGUUUCCAUCGCUUGUGGCAUCCUGCUAGCUGCCCUGCAGAAUGCAGGUCUGGUGACUGUCACUACCACUCCUCUCAACUGUGGCCCUCGACUGAGGGUGCUCCUGGGCCGCCCCGCACAUGAAAAGCUGCUGAUGCUGCUCCCCGUGGGGUACCCCAGCAAGGAGGCCACGGUGCCUGACCUCAAGCGCAAACCUCUGGACAAGAUCAUGGUGACGGUGUAGGCGGGGACCCCCAAGGGAGCGGUGGGGAGGCGAUGCCCCUGCUUCUCCCAGCGCCUGUCGCCUGCUCCUCUGGGGUUUCUUGGCUGCCCUUUCCCCAGGUGUCAGGUCUCCCCGCCCCUCCUCUUCUUGGGUGGCCACAGGGUGUCAAGAAGCCUCUCCACACUCUGUGGCACUUCAUGUCCCAUAAGUCCCGUUUCUUAUCCACUUUGGAAAUACAUGAACACUUUAUAAAAAACAUGGCCUAGUUUUUAAGUUUCAAAAGUUAUUCUAGAAAAUCACUAUUGGCUUUUUUCUUUUAUUUUUAAAAAACUCACCUAGAGGAGACAGUCAGAAAUUUAUCAUAGUCCUGAAAAUUCAGCUACAUGAUGACUCGGAUUUAAAUUUAGAUUAAUCAAAUGGUCUCUUGCUCUUGGAUUUCUGUUGGCUUUUAGACAAAGGUUUUUAUACUUCUGAGAUAUACUUUUUAAACUGAACUUCAGGGACAUCCUGCUAGUUUUGGAUACAUAACCAUUGAAGUAACUAAAAUGUGGCCAGGUGCAGUAGCGCAUGCCUGUAAUCCUUGCACUUUGGGAAGCUAAGGAGGGUAGAGUGCCUGAGCUCAAGGGUUUGAGACCAGCCUGGCCAACAUGGUGAAACCCCAUUCCUAUUAAAAAUACAAAAAAGAAAUAAAAAUAGCUGGGCACGGUGGCACGCGCUUGUAAUCCCAGCUACUCAGGAGGCUGAGGCAGGAGAAUCGCUUGAACCCGAGAGAUGGAGAUUGCAGUGAGCUGAUGCUGAGACAUGCUACUGCACUCCAGCCUGGGUGACAGAGUGAGAUUCUGUCUCAAAAAACAAAAAACAAAAACAAAGUUACUAAAAUGUCACCUUCACAGGACAGGACAGGGCAUGCUUGGGUGGCAUGGUCCUCGCUGGCAUGUAAACCGUCCAUUGCACUGCCUAGUGGUGUGAUAGAUCUGACUUGCAGCAAUUCAUAGAAGCUGCUAAAUACUCAAGAAUCUUGCAAGCCAAUUAUUAAACAUUCAUAGCUUGUAAUUGCCCAUGGUGGGAGAAUUUACACCACAACCACUACAAAUCAGGGCUUGCUCGCUUUUUCUUAAAAAGAGCUGUUUGCCAUGCAUAGAUAGCACCCAUAGUAUCUCCCUUCUCUUCUACCCCACCCCAUGAAACACACUGACCCCUCUUUUCCACAUGAUAGCACAGCUGUUUGGGACUGAUGGGGUCACAGGUGCGAGGUUGGGAAUGCCAGAUGUGGACUCACCCAUCACCUUCUGCCGCCCUCCUAGGGGUGUUGCAUUUAAAGGCAAACUCUUACACAGCUUGGAUUUUUUAUCAAGCAACUCUAUUGACCUCUUUAUCUCCUUCCACCGUGCCUUUCUUCUUGUUUCUUCUCAUUGUCCUCAUUUUUCUUGAGAAAACCCUCUCUAUAAAAAAUUUCCAUAGAUAACGUGGCUUACAAACAACAGAAAUUUCUUUCUCACAGUUCUGGAGGCUGGAAGUCCAAGGUCAGGGUGCCCACAUGGUCAGGGGCUGGUGACGACCCUGACCCGGGUUGCAGACUGCUGACUUCUCAUUGUGUCCUCAUGUAGUGGAAAGAGGCAUUCCUUUUAUAAGGGUACUAAUCCCAUCAUGAGGCCCCACCCUCAUGAACUUAUCAUCUCCCAAAGGCUCCUCUCCUAAUACCGUCACAUUGGGGGUUAGAGUUUCAACGUAUGAAUUGUGGGCACACAAACAUUCCAUCCAUGGCACUUACUUUUUAGAGUUUGGCAUGCUGCUUGGUACACGGUUAACAUUCAUAAAUGGUGGGUGCCUUUACUGUGGUAGACACCAUUGUCAUUGCAAGGCAGCUCUGCUUGGGAUUCAGGAGAGCAAAGGUAACAAGGGUGGGUGCGGGACUCCCUCCUCUUUAGAGAAGCCUGUCUGUGGAUCAGGGGCAGCUGCAGGGCCAGAUGGAGCUGAACUGCAGAAAGUCAGCCUUACCCCAUCAGAGACCAACCUGAAAUAAUUUUUUCUCCAUGUAAUUGAUGCUAUCCAUCUGAUAUGCAGACAGGUUAUUUAGUUCCGAAGCACUGGAGUUGUUGAUUGCCACUGCCCUGUGGUUCUCACUCUUUGCAGGCACUUUAAAAAUCUUUAUUUAAAAAACUACAGAGGAAAGACCUGGGCAUUACCUUAACCAAGUGAUAAAGUUCUAACACACCAUUAAUGGUAGGAUAACUGACAUUAGGUGCCCCUGUUGGAUGCGUUAUGAAAUAUUCCUUCCAAAGAUGUCAAUGGAAACUAAUCAAGUCUUACACCUAACUUUCAGUUUACAGUAAAUACAGAGGAUAAGGAAGUUAAUGGCAUGGUAGAAUCACUAAAAUGUGCAUCAUUCUACAAGAAAUAGGCCUGGAUUCUUUAAGAAGUAAGUGUCAUUGGGGAAAGAAUAAGAGGGGGACUGUCCUGUCCUUGCUACUCGAAGGGUGGUCCUAGGCCCAUAGCAUCAUUGGCAUCACCUGGGCACUUAUUAGAAUCAAAGACCCUCAGCCCUCACUCAGACAUCCAGAAUCAAAAUCUGCAUUUUAAUAAGAUCCCCAGGUGACCUGCAUGCCUGCUAAAGUCUGAGCCUGUUCCAGAUAACCAGAGACCCAACAACCAAAGGCAAAGUGUAAGCCUUGACUGGAUUUUGGCUUAGGAAAAAAUCUCAUGGGCAUAAACGACAAGUGGGAAUGUUGAAUGUGGAUCUGGUGGUGGGUGAUAUUGUAGUGAUGUGAGUGGUGCAUGCUGACGUACUGAGAGAUGAAGCAUCAUAUUGACAACUUCAGGAAAAAAGAAGGUGCGUGCGUAUGUGUGUGUUCAGAGAGCGUGAGAGAGAACUGACAUGGUAAAAUAUUAGGUGGAGCAUAUACAGUUCUCAUUAUACUCUUAUCUAAAGUUUAUGUUUGAACACAGUCAAAUCUGAAUGGAAAUACACGUAAAUAAGCAUUUCUUUGAGUCAUAUAAAUAAUUUGCCUAAAAAUGCCCUCUAAGUACAUCGUUAGGCUAAGCGAUUUACUGAAGACAGCAGAUAUUAUGCUUAUUUCAUUGGAUUGCCUUGGAAUGUCACCCAGUUGGAUAGUUAGAAGCUUGAAAAUGAGAAACAGAGGAGAAAUAAGGCGAGAGGCUCAUAUUGCUUGCGGAGAACUGACUGGGUAAUCAAGAAGAGGAAGAAAGCCCUUGGAAGGAACGUAAAAUCCAUUUCAGCCUGCCUGCCCCAUGGAAUGGAGGGUCUUCUGCGACCAGAAACACCAGCCACUUCUUCUGCCCCAAGCACACCCCACACUAAUUUCUGCUGCAGCAUCAUGAUCAGGGCAAAUCAGCACAGUCCCCCAGCCGUCAGUGGUGUCUGAAAAGUAAAGACAAUUUUCUUCCUUCUCUCUGCAGCCCCAAGCUCUUAUUAACCUUCUUUUAUGUGUUCAUUAAAUGUAGUCAUGUGACAACUGUGUUCAAAGUUAGAAAUAGUGGUCUGGGAGGCUUAUAGAUCCUCUUGCUGUUUUGAGGCCUUAAAACAGAAAAAAUAACGGAAUGAUUGCAUAAUUGUGAGGAAGAAUGCUUAAGUAAGAAACUUAAAAAUGGUUUGUCUUACUGAUAGGACUCACCUAAAGACUCUACUUUGUCAAUAGGGAAUACUGAAUUGAAAGCUGUGUUAGCCAGCACAGGGUAGAGCCAUGGUCCUCAUACUUGCCGGCAUUACUAUCUGGGAGUCUGUUAAAGCACAGAUUGCUGGGCCACACCCUCAGGGUGUGUGAUUCAGUAGGGCUGGGUGGUGCCCAAAUGCUCCAUUUCUAAAAUAUGCCCAAGUGUUGCUGAUACUGGUGAUUGGGUACCACAUUUUGAGAACCACAGGGCACUGGCAAUCACCAAAUGCAAUGCUUUUAUGACUUGACAUGAUAGAAGUUCAUUUCUUGGGCAGGCAAAGUCCCCUGCGAGCCUGGAAACCCUCCAAGACAAUUGCUUGCAUGGGGUAACCCAGUAAUCCUGUGGGAUGCACCCUCCAAGGGCAUGGCUAGAGAAAACACUGGAAGAGCUCACCCCAACAAUUCCAUCCUACCUUGGCCCAGGAGUGACCGCCUCACUCUCACAGACCAUUGGCUAGAACUAGUCAUGUGACCUCACAGGAGGUGGAGCAAUGUCAUCAAUGCUAUCAUCCCCCUGCACCUGCAAGGAAGGGGGCCCAGAUGUGCACAGGUGCUGGAUGUCUCUUCUCCAAAAUACAUAACUGAAUUUGGAAAAUAAAACUGGAUAUAACAACAAAGAAAAGGAGGGGAGAAGGAAAAUUGAAGAAAAUGGUGAAAUCAGAAUAGGACAGUGAAAGGCAUAAAUAUUUUCUUCUGGAAUACUAAGAUUGGUUGAUAUUUGUCUGACACAGCUCAGCAUCGCUUUGGGUCAAAGAAAAUCAAUACAAAUAUACAUAAAGCAGAACUAAGAUUGACUUCUUCCUAGACAUUCCUGCCUCUGUCCACAAAACGGAAACUUCCAUCCAGAAGUACAGGAGAGUCCAGCAUUUCUUCUUAUUUGCUUCUCCCUGUGAAAGGAAGGGUGACUUCUCUGAUGCAUUAAAUUGGUGGUAAAUAGUUAUUGCUCAUGCUCAAACCCCAACAAAGUGCACCCCAUUUUAAGACAAAUUUACAGACUGGGGAUGAUUCACCUUGCAAAGAUGAUCCACCAAUUGGUUUCUCUAUUUACUUUAUUCUUGCUCUGUCACCCAGGCUAGAAUGCAUUGGUGUGACUGUGGCUUACUGCAGCCUCCAACUUCUGGACUCAAGUGAUCCUCUUGCCUCAGCCUCCCAGGCAGCUGGCACUACAAGUGCAUGCCACCACCUCCAGGCUAGUUUUUCUAAAUAUUGGAGUUCUCAAAGAGUAUUCAAACUGAUGUGAUAUUUUAAAAGACAUUUUGUAAGGAUCUUUUAGGACUAUCCAUAACUGGAAGAAAAGCACAUAGUUAUCAGUGGAUAUUGCGCCUGAGAGGCAUGAGAAAUAUAAUUGUUAUUUUGCUAGGCAUCAGCAGAGUGCUCUCUUAUAAUAUGUGUGAAACGGAAACAAUAGUAACACGAUGCUUUCAAUUAACUCAUAGAUACAAGUAAUGAGAGGUCCAGAAGAAAAGUUGCUCCAGCUCUGCUGCUACUGUGACUCCCCUCUCCUGCCCCCACCCACAUCACAAAAAAGGCUGGAGACUCAAAAAAGGCUGCGUUUUUCUACCUUUUAGAAAUGGUGAAUAGCAGAGAACUGGAGGUGGGAAAGGUAAGGAAGUGGAGGCAAUGGGCCGAUGCAUCUAAGGCUGAUGCCAGGUCCGCUCCCUAUCUGGGUGGCCUCAGCUAAUGACGUCCAGGACAUCCAGGGGCAGGCACAAGGGAGAACAGCCCCUGAAGCUGAGAUCCUGCCAAGCUAAAUACAGUAGUUCUAAUGAAACGUGAGAGGCUAUAAUCUUAUUUGGGAAAUUCCUAAAAAGUCACGAGACAGAGGAAUGGUUUAUGUUAUUAUCAUGACCUGAGAGUCAUGGCUCAGAGCCAAAUGUUCAGGAUUAAAUUCAACAGCACAUAAAUGUCUUUAGAGUGAGAUGGAAAUAUGUUAGCAAUGCUUGCAGAGUGCCAAGUAAAUGCAGAAGCCAAUGAGAUCAUAAAGGAAGUUGUUAGCUAACCUAGGUGGAGUCUCCAACGUCCUUCUGCUCUAAUAAUUAAAAAUAAAAAUAGCAAUUAAGAGGGAAUUGGAAUAAAGGUUCUAAAAUCAAACCCCUCUGAAGGGUGAAGACUGGGAGCCUCCUGUUGCCAUAGUAAUGCCAGCAUUCAGGGCACUAUCUUCCAGCGAUUGAGUAUUGUCUUCUGAUCUGAGCUCCUAAGCAACCUCUGCUCAUCUGAGACGUCCACCAUAUUGUGGGCAUGAAUCCUUGACAAUAGUAAAUAGUAAAUCAGUUCCCUUGUUGGAUAAAUAACUUAAGUCUGGGAAUGUGUAGAAUUAAUUACAAAAAUGAUGCAAUAAUUCAAAUCCAUAAUAUUGAUACUUUCAUGUUAAGUUUAGGAAUAAUUUUGUGUAUUUUCCUUAAGUGAUUUGAAUCUUUAAAAAGAUUACAUGAUUCCAAUCUGAAAUGUGAAAUUUAUUUUAAGUUUGUCAUUUGAAGUUGAAAGGUAUAAGAAUAUUUAACUUAGCUCAUUAGUGGUAUUAGACUAGAUUUACUGUGUUUAUAAGUUAAAUGUAUUAGAUUUACAAGGGAUGCUCAAAUAUAGGAGAAUGUUUUGUCUUAAUCUGGUAUAAUCUUGCCAUAUCAAUGAUUUGAAGUGCUAAAAUAGAAAAUCAAAUGUGAUAAAUUAUACAAGCAUGUUUAGAAUGUUUAAGAGAUUUUAAUAAACAAAGCCUGUAACUGAGA
Messenger RNA from Saimiri boliviensis boliviensis (Bolivian squirrel monkey), 7375 nucleotides. RefSeq names its product iodotyrosine deiodinase (gene IYD). The record is from RefSeq and is a predicted model, not a curated record. Gene Ontology annotation, biological process: thyroid hormone metabolic process. Gene Ontology annotation, molecular function: oxidoreductase activity. NCBI's taxonomy places the organism in Eukaryota, Metazoa, Chordata, Mammalia, Primates, Cebidae. Gene Ontology annotation, cellular component: plasma membrane.